Molecule: messenger RNA, 714 nt
Organism: Penicillium nucicola
Lineage: Eukaryota; Fungi; Ascomycota; Eurotiomycetes; Eurotiales; Aspergillaceae
Gene: mrpl4
Product: mitochondrial 54S ribosomal protein uL29m
Exons: 3
Coding region: 1-714 (237 amino acids)
Biological process (GO): mitochondrial translation
Cellular component (GO): mitochondrial large ribosomal subunit; mitochondrial ribosome
Molecular function (GO): structural constituent of ribosome
Source: RefSeq, a predicted model, not a curated record
AUGCAUUCGCAGGUCCCACGAUUUGCCAGCCGCCUAGGAGGCCUGGCUCGGGCUUCGUUGCCUCCUCCCUACCUUGCGCCGUCCCUCCAUAUUCCCGUCACCCUGUCGCCGGUCCAGUCUUCAAGCUUUUCUUCCACAGCCUCCGUUGCCGUCAAUCCUCGACGUGACAAGAGCAAGCAGCGCGGUGUAUCAGCUAUCCACCGCACCGGUCCCCGACACCCAUUGACCGUGUCAAAAUGGGAGUUACCAAAGCCUGUGUCGCCGGAGGAUAUGAUUGCACGUGAACAAACACCCAACCACGGACUCUGGGCAUUCUUUCCUCCUAACCGUGAGGCAUUGAGCACUCCAGAAUACGAUCACAGCUUUGGUCGUUCUUGGUCUAUUCAAGAACUCCGCGAACGAAGCUGGGAAGACCUACAUGCCCUGUGGCAUGUAUGUGUCCGGGAGCGCAACCGUAUUAUGACCUCAGAUAUCGAGCGAACCCGCUUGAAGCCCGGUUACGGUGAAUACGAAUCCGGUGAACGAGACGCAGUGAUUCUAAGCACCAUGAAGAACAUGAAGCACGUCCUGCGUGAGCGUUGGUAUGCGUACGAGGAUGCCAAGCGCCUGCUUGAAAAAGGAUAUGUCCCCGAGAGCUUGUCCGAGAAGACGACCCCCAAGGUCAAGAAGGCAAAGGUUGAACACCCUAUGUCUGGAGAGCAGGCUAAGGCCUAG